AUGAUGAGCUCCAUGAACGAUUCAACAUCGAUCGAAACAGAAGUAUGGUUUCUUCCUUUCGAUAUUAUUAGCAUUAUAUCGACUUCAUUAUCUAUUAUAUUUGGUCUUUUAUAUUUAUUUAUUGUUAUAAAACAUAAAACAUAUUCACCAGUACAAAUGCUUUUAGUUUGCAAUUCAUCCGUAGCUAUAAUUCUUUUAAGCUGUGUAUUACUCAAUAUGGCAAUAUUCUCAAUACAACAUGAUUUACAACACAGUAGUGAAAAAAGUAUUUUGUUCUGUAUCAUUUUAGGUUUCUUAGGAUAUGCUACGGAUGGUCUGCAGAAUUAUUCAUAUUUGCUAACAGCUGCCUAUCAGUAUAUCUCUGUAGUCUAUCCAAAUAAAAUUAUAUGGCGAACAGUUAAAACUCAAUUUUGUCUUGUAAUUGUAAUUUGGGUUGUCUGUAUCUUGUAUAGCCUUCCAUUGUUAUUGACUGGACAGAUAGCUUACAAUAUUGACAAUCAAAUUUGUCAAAUACCUCUUCGUCUAUCUCUACCAAUGGUCUAUGUAACGGUAAUUAUCUAUAUGAUUCCUAAUUCUGGUAUUCUUGGUUUUUAUAUUAAACUGACUCGAUAUGUUCAUCAAAUCAGUCUUCGUACUGUAUCAAAUCAUACACUAUUUCAUGCUCGCCGAGAAUUAAGACUUGUUAAACGUACUUUUAUUCUUAGUAAUACUCUUAUUGUCCUUGGCUUACCAUAUAUGAUAUUUGUUUUAAUGUCCUUUUUUACACCACCACCAAAGUAUCAUUUUCGUAUUGCUUAUAUAUGUGCUGAUAUAUCUGUAUUAGUAGUUGUAAUAAUUGGAUAUUGUUUUACACCAAACAUCAAAACGAUUAUACGAAAGAAAUUUACUCGAUCAACUCCAGUUGAACCAAUGACAAUAAGAUUCACAGCUGCAACAUACGGAAGAACUAUUACAGCAAAUUAA
Molecule: messenger RNA, 963 nt
Organism: Adineta steineri
Lineage: Eukaryota; Metazoa; Rotifera; Eurotatoria; Adinetida; Adinetidae
Source: the annotation of a GenBank genome assembly